This is a messenger RNA of Aphanomyces astaci, 1095 nucleotides long. RefSeq lists its product as hypothetical. The record is from RefSeq and is a predicted model, not a curated record. The coding region runs from base 1 to 1095 and encodes 364 amino acids. The transcript has a single exon. NCBI's taxonomy places the organism in Eukaryota, Oomycota, Saprolegniomycetes, Saprolegniales, Verrucalvaceae.
AUGUCAAUCACUCAGUCGAACCUUCUGAUGCUCCUCCCUCUGGCGACAACGUCACGUCAGCGCCAUACCCUUCUGGCGAUUAUCGCUUCGAACGUAAUUGAACGGCCCAUUAUCCCUGCCAUUCGUUUCUCGUUGGAGUCUACGACAAAUGCAAACGCAACCUUGGACUACCGCUUUGAUGUCGCUGGCAUCAAGGAGUUGGGAUAUGUACUUGGAUUGCCUGCUGUGGUUAUUACCAGCAAUCGAAUCCGGGUGCACCGCGACGAAGCACUGUGCAUUUUGCUGGGACGGUUGGCCUUUCCAGUCCGGUUCCACACAAUGUCGAGAACCUUUGGCCGUUCGCGUUCGUCAUUGUGUGAAAUUUUCCUGCACGUAGUCAACGACCUAUACGAGCGUUGGGGGUCGUUGCUGUUCUUCAAUAAAAAGUUGGUCCAAAAGAAUAUCAACCGGUACUGUGCUGCUGUUGCGUCCAAGGGCGCCCCACUGUCCAACGUUUUUGGAUUCAUCGACGGCACCAAAGUUCAAACGUGCCGCAUCACGACCACCGGGACCGGGGAUAACUUGCAGAAGCAAAUCUACAGCGGCCACAAGCGCAUUCACUGCCUCAACUACCAAGCCGUCACCGUUCCGGAUGGCCUGUGUGUGCAUUUUUUCGGCCCUGUCGAAGGGCGACGACACGACACUACAAUGCUCCGCCUCAGUGGAUUGAUCACAUAUCUGGGUCAGCAUCGCGGUGUGUUUGAUGGCAAGCUGAUGUAUGGCGAUCCCGCCUACGGUAUUGUACCCUACCUAAUCUCGGGGUUUAAAGGCAACAACUUGUCGGCGCAGAAGCUUGAAUUUAACAAGUGGAUGAGUCGCGUGAGGCAAUCCGUCGAGUGGAACUUCAAGCUACUCAAGACACUGUGGUCCUACAUUACGUUCAAAAUGUUGGCAAAGAUUCGGUUGUCACCAGUUGCAAAAGUAGUUGCGAUCGCGAUGCUUUUGACCAAUUGUCAUUGCUGCUAUCAUGGUGGAAAUCAAAUCAGCGACUAUUUCAACCUGAAGCCACCCUCGUUGCGUGAAUACCUAGACACGUUACAGAUAAUUGAUGUCUAA